AUGGCUGCCACAACAUUCCAGCGCCUACCGCUCCCCGAUCCACAGGAUUGGGUUGCCGGAGAGCGACUGUUUCCGAGCAACGUCAUCGCAGGAUACAAUGCCAAGUAUAACGAGUACAACAAGGAAACGUGGGCGGCAUAUGUUUUAAAACACGGUGAGGGUUUUGAAGCAUGCGGGUCAACGAUUGCGUAUUCUGCAAUUAACUCUGGAACUCCAAAGGAUCGUAUGUGGUUUGGAUAUGUGUUUAGAGGUGGAAGCACUACGGUGAAGGAUUAUAAGAGGGCUGAAAAUGUGGAAGACACCAUUGUUUACACCAAGAAGUAA
Beauveria bassiana ARSEF 2860 is the source of this 324-nucleotide messenger RNA. RefSeq lists its product as uncharacterized. The coding region runs from base 1 to 324 and encodes 107 amino acids. The record is from RefSeq and is a predicted model, not a curated record. The transcript is spliced from 2 exons. NCBI's taxonomy places the organism in Eukaryota, Fungi, Ascomycota, Sordariomycetes, Hypocreales, Cordycipitaceae.